Elephantulus edwardii (Cape elephant shrew) is the source of this 1800-nucleotide messenger RNA. It is a transcript of the gene MEGF9, whose product is annotated as multiple EGF-like-domains 9. Lineage: Eukaryota; Metazoa; Chordata; Mammalia; Macroscelidea; Macroscelididae. The transcript has 6 exons. The record is from RefSeq and is a predicted model, not a curated record. The coding region runs from base 1 to 1800 and encodes 599 amino acids.
AUGAAUGGCGGAGCCACGCGCGCCAUGAGGAACCUGCCGAGCCUGGGCGGCCUCGCCCUGUUGUGCUGCGCCGCUGUCGCCGCAGCCGCCGUGGUCGCAGCCACCUCGGCGGGGAAUGUCACCGGUGGCGGCGGGGCCUCGGGGCAGGUGGACGCAUCGCCGGGCCCAGGGCUGUGGGGCGAGCCCAGUCAUCCCUUCUCCAAGGCCCCGACUCCUACGGUCCAGGCCCCGAGGACUGAACCUCCGGCCACUACGGUCCAAGGACCCUUGGCUGCAGCCUCUUCAGUUCAGCCUCCUGAGACCACCCCUCGGGCGACGGCCGGAUUUGCGCCCACUACCUUUCAGGCGCCCCUCGGUGCGUCGCCCACCGCCGCUCAGGCGGUGGAACCCACUCCUACCAACGCUCGGGCGACCCCCAGACCUGCACCGACUACCCUCUCGGCGCCCACUGGCCCGGCGCCCACCACCCCUGCAGCCACCACUGUGCCGGCGCCCACCACGCUCCAGACCCCGAGCCCCGUUCUGCAGGGUGGCAGCAACGUCCCGCCCACCCCACCUGCCACCGAGGCCCCCUCUCCGUCCCCAGAGUAUGUGUGUAACUGCUCUAGAAUUGGAAGCCUGGAUGUGAAUCGCUGCAAUCAUACCACAGGACAGUGUGAAUGUCAGCCAGGCUAUCAGGGACUUCACUGUGAAACCUGCAAGGAGGGCUUUUACCUGAAUCAGACUUCCAGCUCUGGGCUCUGUCUACCAUGUGACUGUAGUCCAGAUGGAGCCCUCAGCAAAAUGUGCAACAGUUCUGGGAAAUGCCAGUGCAAAGUGGGUGUUACUGGCUCUGCAUGUAACCAAUGCCAAGAUGGAUAUUAUGGCUUCAGUAAGAAUGGUUGCUCACCCUGCCAAUGCGAUAAUCGUUCUGCCAGUUGUGAUGCCCUCACAGGUGCUUGUUUAAACUGCCAGGGAAAUAGCAAAGGGGAUCACUGUGAAGAAUGCAAAGAAGGAUUUUAUCAGAGUCCAGACACCACUAAAGAAUGUCUUCGCUGCCCUUGUUCAGCAGUGACGUCUACAGGCAGUUGCACCAUAAAAUCGGGUGAAUCGGAACCUACAUGUAUCCAGUGUAAAGUUGGUUACACAGGCCGGAACUGCAAUAAGUGUGAAAAUGGCUAUUACAAUUUUGACAGCAUCUGUAUAAUCUGUAAAUGUCAUGGUCAUGUGGACCCAGUUAAAACUCCAAAGAUUUGCAAGCCUGAGAGUGGUGAAUGCAUUAACUGCCUCCAUAACACCACUGGGUUUUGGUGUGAGUCCUGCCUAGAAGGUUAUGUUCCAGAUCCUGCAGGAAAUUGCAUCAAGAAAGAAGUUAUUGUUACAACACCUGAAGGUUCUACCAUUUUGGUUUCCAAUGCCUCUUUGACCACAUCAGUGCCCACCCCUAUUAUAAAUAGUACAUUUACCCCCACAACCCUGCAGACUAUCAUUUCAGUAAGCUCUUCUGAAAACAGUACUUCAGCUUUGGCUGAUGUAUCGUGGACCCAAUUUAACAUCAUCAUUUUGACAGUCAUCAUCAUUGUGGUGGUGCUGCUGAUGGGAUUUGUGGGGGCUGUGUAUAUGUACCGGGAGUACCAAAACCGGAAACUGAAUGCCCCGUUUUGGACCAUCGAGCUGAAAGAAGAUAAUAUCAGCUUCAGCAGCUACCAUGACAGCAUUCCUAAUGCAGAUGUGUCAGGAUUAUUGGAAGAUGAUGGCAAUGAAGUGGCCCCCAAUGGACAGCUGACCCUGACAACGCCCAUGCAUAACUACAAAGCCUGA